Harpegnathos saltator (Jerdon's jumping ant) is the source of this 1835-nucleotide messenger RNA. RefSeq names its product Rhodopsin 5 (gene Rh5). Gene Ontology annotation, molecular function: G protein-coupled receptor activity. Bases 393 to 1526 code for a protein of 377 amino acids. The record is from RefSeq and is a predicted model, not a curated record. Gene Ontology annotation, biological process: G protein-coupled receptor signaling pathway; visual perception. The transcript has 8 exons. Gene Ontology annotation, cellular component: membrane. NCBI's taxonomy places the organism in Eukaryota, Metazoa, Arthropoda, Insecta, Hymenoptera, Formicidae.
GGACAAGUGAGUUGCGGAACGUGCGCCCACCCCUUCGCGCCGCGUCUCACUUCAAUCUAGGAACCCUCUCGCGCGGCUAUUACGUACCUUCAACUACGCUACUCCGAGCGGAACCCGUCGUCGUCGUUCGUAGCUAGACCAGCUAGUCGUCGAUCGGCCGAAAGAGAAGAGAAGAGAGAAAAAUCGCACUUGCGGCGUAUCCGUCGUGUCGAGGUCGCUCGCUCGCUCGUCCGUUCAUUCAAGAGACCGCGGUCGUCGCGAGGCAACUCCUCGAGGCUCCUCGCACCGGCAUCCAUCGAGUCAGCUCCAGCUAGGUGCAUCUAGCGGCGUUAUCGAGCGCAUACGUCAGCUCGCGACUCGACUCUACUCGGCUCGACUCAACUCGUCGAAGGAUGUUGAUGCACAACGGUAGUCUCGUGCUCGGGCCGUUGGCUUUCGCCAGCAGAGUCGGAGACAUGCAGCCGCUGCAGGAGCGAUUUCUGGGCUGGAAUUUUCCCGCGGAGCACGCGGAUCUCGUGCAUCCGCAUUGGCGCGCCUUCCUCGCGCCCGGAAGACUAUGGCACAUCGCCCUUGCGCUUAUUUACUUCUUGCUCCUGAUGCUCUCCCUCGUCGGCAAUGGCAUCGUCAUUUGGAUUUUCAGCACAUCGAAAUCCCUGAGGACACCGUCGAACAUAUUCGUCCUGAACCUGGCCGUGUUCGACCUGCUGAUGGCAACGGAGAUGCCUAUGCUGAUCAUAAACAGCUUCCUGGAGCGCACGAUUGGCUGGGAGACCGGAUGCGAAGUGUACGCGGUGCUCGGCGCGAUUUCCGGAAUGGGCCAGGCGAUCACCAACGCGGCGAUCGCCUUCGAUCGAUACAGGACGAUUAGCUGUCCUAUUGACGGUAGACUCAACGUCAAGCAAGCUAUAGUGAUGGUUUUGCUCACGUGGUUUUGGGCAUUGCCCUUCUCGAUACUACCGAUGACGGGGUUGUGGGGUCGAUACGUGGCAGAGGGUUUCCUCACCACGUGCAGCUUCGACUACCUCACAGACGACGAAGACACGCGCACGUUCGUGAUAACGAUAUUCUUUUGGGCCUACGUUCUGCCGAUGUUGCUGAUCGUGUACUUCUACUCCCAACUGCUGAAAUCUAUUCGUAAUCACGAGAAAAUGCUGCGCGACCAAGCGAAGAAGAUGAACGUCAAGUCGCUCGUGUCGAACCAGGACAAAGAGAGAAGCGUCGAGAUGAGAAUCGCGAAAGCCGCUUUCACGAUCUUCUUCCUCUUUGUCCUUGCAUGGACGCCGUACGCGGUGGUCGCCUUAACGGGAGCCUACGGAAAUCGCGAAGCGCUCACUCCCUUGUCGACAAUGUUGCCGGCCAUUUUCGCCAAGACGGUCUCGUGUAUCGAUCCAUGGAUAUACGCGAUCAACCACCCUAGGUAUCGACAAGAGUUGGAGAAGCGCUGUAAGUGGCUGGGAAUUCGGGAAUCAGCGGCCGAUGACAACGUGUCGGCGCAGACCGAGAAAUCUACCACAGAGGAGUCGUAAUCUCGCCGAUGGUGGACGUCAUCGGUGUCGAUUGUCGAGAGGACGCCGAUCGAUCGUGUCGCAUUGUCACCACCAAUGCAAUCUUGACCGGUCGCCUAGAUAUACGCAUAUAUAUAUAUAUAUGUAUCUUUUAUUCUCUUCCUCUCUCCCACCUUUCCUUUUUCCCUGAGAUGCAUCUCACUCGUGGAUACGAUUGGCCGAGAACUCUGUCCGAUUGCAACGAGAAUCUUUAAUAAAAGAAGACUGGGCGCUGUUUAACUCAUAUACGUCGAGAGAUACUGUAUAAAUAUAAUCAGAGCAUAUAUGAAA